This is a messenger RNA of Xiphophorus maculatus (southern platyfish), 2281 nucleotides long. RefSeq lists its product as uncharacterized. Bases 14 to 1780 code for a protein of 588 amino acids. The record is from RefSeq and is a predicted model, not a curated record. Lineage: Eukaryota; Metazoa; Chordata; Actinopteri; Cyprinodontiformes; Poeciliidae. The transcript has 3 exons.
ACUUUUCAUUCAAAUGAGAUCAUAUUGGGAGACGGUGGAGGCGCUAUCAGGUCCAGAUGUUAACAGACUCCCACAUGAAUUUAUCAAGCUGCACAUGAAAAAGGAGCAUUUCGCUGCAGAGCCACUUCCUAUAAAACCAGGACUGGGGCUGAGCGUCACCAGUCUGCAGGUGGAUUCCCAGUUGCUCUGCAGAAACUGGUCCAGAUCUCCAAACCUCCACGAAAAAGCAUCACCCAGAACUGAGGAUCACGUCAUGGUGCCGUCUGGCCCGGUUCUGCUGCUGCUGCUGCUGCUGUCUUCAUUCCUGACCUGCAGCCUGAGCGGCUCGCCGCACUCCGACCUGCAGGAAAACCGCACUCUGCAGAAGAGAGGAAAGACAGCAGACAAAAUAAAGGCUGGAGCUGAAGAUCUUCUGAAGAUUCUAAAUGCACCUAAACCUUUUAUUGGUCUCAUUCCAAAGGCUGGGUCGUAUUUAACUGCUAUCUUAGAUUUUCUAAAUGUCAUUGCUGGUAAAAAUCCAGAACAAGAGCUUCUAGAUUAUCUCAAGUUAAAAUUUGAUGAUCUAAAUAUAAAGAUUGAUAAAAACCAGAAGGAAAUAAUGUUUAACAUUUGGAAAAGUAGUAAUUAUGCAAAGUUGGAGAAGAAAAUAACUAUAGCAUGGAACAAACUCGGGGAACUGCUGAAGGAUUGUAAAAAGCCUUGCUUUGAAAGUCUGAGGAAAGAUGGCAAAGACAAAAUAAUAAACCAAUACUUUAAAAAGGCUGUAAAGUAUGUGGAUGAGCUGCAUUACAAUAUAGCAGGUAAAGGUGUUUACAAUGCUGACUAUAUGCAGCUACUGAAAGACCAUGUGAGAUGUGAUGAACGUCGACUUAAAAUAUUCACAGCUAUUAACGCGCUGCUGGCUCACAGAGCCAUCACCAUGACCAAUUUCUACAACCUCUUCAGUAAUAUUAAAACAGAUGAAGACGCUCUGGCUAAUAAAGCACGCGACAUUUCUGCAGCUAUGUUUCAGAUCCACAAGAACUGCACUUCAGAACCUGAUGAGUAUGUUAAACUGGACAUUCUGGACCAGAUCACAGAGUCAGGGAAGCGAACGGAUCUGGCAAAAAGCAUCAGGGAGUAUUUAGAUAAAACAUUUUACCACUAUAACUGGAUGGUGGUUGCUUUUAAAACUGAAAGUUCAAACCGUAAAAGUGUUUUUACUAAAUGGCUGAAGAGUCACAUUUUGACCGGAUUUACUGCAGUAGACAAAGGGAAAAUUAGUGUGGCUUUCGCCAAACAGGCAAAAGGAAACCACAAGAAAACAGCUCAGGUGGUACAGGCCAUUAAGAAGUGCUACAGCAAACCUGUGCCCUGCAAACAAGUCAAAGCAAAGUUAGAGAGCUGUGCUGAUCUGAAGGGCAAGUAUUCAGCCAUUCAUGCUUACAUUCAUAAAGAGCAUGGCAGCGUUCAUGCUUUAGAGGCAGAAACUGCUCCAACUGCAGAAGUGUUUGAUCCUGAGGAAAAGCAGUCCAUCCCGUACCUUUACUCUGGGAAAUGCACCAUGUUUGGCAAAGUUGCCCCUUUUAAACACUUCAGGGUUCUGAUUGAAAGUGAUGAAGUGUGGAUGAAUAAGAAUCCAUGUCAAGGAAUCAACUGUGGAGGUAAAGAAAGAGGAAAAUGUGUGGAGGUGAAGAACGCCCACAUUGGCCUGUGUGAGUGUGAGAAGAAAUACUAUGGAGAGAACUGUGAGAAAACCAUGGAGGCGUUCAAGAAAGAAGUGUUUAAAAAAAUCCACUAAGGGAGCCUGGGCUGACAGAACCCAGAACGUUUCUGCUCUCAUAUCCCAUCUUUCUGCUCAUAACCUGCAGCUCACAUGUUUUAACCUGAACUGUUUCAUGUUUCACUGAUUUUGACAGAGUUGCUUUGUGAAAACUCCAUAAUUAUGACAAAUUUUCAUUUUAGCCACAAAAUAUGACAGAAGAAAUCAGAUUCUGUGUUUUUUUUCUUGCUUCCAUUUUGUUUUGCUCUUCACAUGAAAACGUUUCAUCUUUUAGCUGUUGAGACGUUUAAGGGAAACGUGGCUGUUGAUGAAAAACUGGUUUCAUGUUGAAAUGAUUUCAGGUUUCUGAACCCAGAACUCAGUUUCUGACCAGCUGUAAUCAAACAUCAAGUGUGAUCUGCUGUUCAAACUUUCUGUGAAAUGAUCUCAUCACGUUUCUUUAAAAUGAUCAUUUGCUUCUUUUGGUUUGAGCUUCUGUUGCAACUUUAAAGGAAAAAACUAAUAAAACUCCAAAUUUAA